This is a messenger RNA of Helianthus annuus (common sunflower), 864 nucleotides long. RefSeq names its product RING-H2 finger protein ATL70. The record is from RefSeq and is a predicted model, not a curated record. Bases 76 to 618 code for a protein of 180 amino acids. The transcript has a single exon. Lineage: Eukaryota; Viridiplantae; Streptophyta; Magnoliopsida; Asterales; Asteraceae.
ACUCCCCACCCCCACAAAAUAUGGUUGAUCAAAAGGACACUUCCUUCACCAGUUUCAAAUUUCCCUGAAGAAAACAUGAACAACACGGCGGCUCCGGCGGCUGAUUCCGGUGGCUUCCUUGGAUCACAAAACAUCGGUGGAUUCGGGUACGGUAUUGGAAUCUCAUUCGGCAUACUUCUACUCAUCAUCACCAUCACCUUGGCAUCUUAUUAUUGUACUAGAAGUGCACAAUCAUCAUCACCACCAUCACACCACCGGCGGUGGCGAAGGGAUGGUCAUGGUAGCGCGAUCACAACCCAGCCCGACUCGGCCCAUUGUGUGAUCGACAUGGGCCUUGAUGAGGCCACCCUCUUGAGCUACCCGGUUGUGACUUAUUCGGAUGUCAAGAUCAAAAGAAAGGAGAGAAAGGACUCGUGUUGUUCGAUUUGUUUGGCGGAUUAUAAGGGGAAAGAUUUGCUUAGAGAGCUUCCGGAUUGCGGGCAUCUUUUUCAUGUGAAAUGUGUUGAUCCGUGGCUUCGGUUGAACCCGACAUGUCCAAAUUGUCGAACAUCCCCGUUGCCAACGCCACUCUCGACCCCGUUGGCAGAGGUUGUCCCGCUCACUGGAAGGCGAGACUGAUUCAUUUUGAUAUGAAUCAGUUAUGUUAAUCUGACUACAUUAGUCAGAUUAACACAUUUGUAAGACGGGACUGAUUCAUUUUGAAUCUGAAUCAAUCAUGUUAAUCCGACUGCAUAGUCGUCGGAUUAACACAUUUGUAUAGCAUUUUGGCAUUAUGUUUUGAAUUAUUUUUCAUUUUAUACUAUGUAUAUUAGAACAAUUAUUCAAACAUGAUCACAAGUCAUAUAUUUUAACUUUUGUCAUGUA